AUGAAGAGAGCGGUGAACUCACGUCGAUCAGUUGCUGUCGGCCUGAAAACCUGCCAGAAAGAUCAGAUGAAACGACCUUCCGGUUUGUAUCACGACGAUCAAUUGGACAUUGAUUCGUUAGCAGGAGAUGAAGAACCGGAAUUCAAGAUCGGCAUUCCCGGGUCUCGAGCUCUUUUUGGAAAAACGACUCACCCAUUACGACGAAUCUUCUGGCUUUUGUUGACUCUUUUCUUCUUCGUUUUGGCUGUUGUCCAAGUUCAGGAUCGAAUCGACUAUUAUGUGAAGACGCCCACACGCAAAGACUUGGUCAUUAUUAACAAUGAUACUCUCGUCUUUCCUCGCGUGACUAUGUGUUUCGGACCAGGCAGAACUUUCAAUCAUUCAGCCAUGGAGGCAAUGCGUCAAAAUGCCUCGCUUGCAAUGGGAAUUAAUCAGAAUGAGGUCCAAAUGCCGUACGACCUUCUCUCGUUGACGAAACUGACAACCUUGUGGAACGAUAUCGGGCACGACAUCGGCGUCAUGUUCGAAACUGGAUCCUCAAAAUGUUGGUUCGGUCGCGGGAAACUGUGUAAGGAGGUUGGCGAAUGGCACCAGCUCCAUACCGUUCUAGGUCCGUGUUCUUCCUUCCACGUUCGACAUCCUGUUAAAGAGACUGGCCUCUUUAACGGCCUCUACAUGCUAAUGGAGACCAACGCACCAUCUGAUUCCUGGAUUUACUCUCUUCAUCCAGCCAACAUCGAUCCGGCAUUGAAGUUAUACGAUCAGAAACAUUACGAACUUCUUAAUACAAACACCGACGUUGAAAUCCGUUUCUAUCAGGAGAAGUUGAUAAACGUCUGGCACCAUUCAUGCGAAGACGCCGUGGACUACACGAUUGAGAACUGUGAACUUGAAUGCCUCAGUGAGCAACUAGUCCGCCGGUCUGGUUGCCGUCUGCCUUUCAUGCAAUUGGCCAAUUCAUCACAGUUCCACAGCAGAGAAACUAAUCCGAUGUGCAACACAUCGGGCUCUUAUCGCAUCGCUGACGAGGAACUGCGACGGAUGCUUAGUGGCGACGAUACUCUAGGGAGUCGAUCCAGAUGCAACUGCAAGCCUCCAUGCCACACUACUUAUUAUCAAAUUGAUAAAGAGAAAGUGAUAGCCGACAUCAGACCAGGACGUCUUCGAUUACGGAUCUUCUUUCAGGAUAAAACAUACGAAUAUCUCACGGAGAGUCUAGUCUACAGCCUGAUAACUCUCUUUUGCGACAUUGGCAAUUCAAUCGGCCUGCUGCUAGGAGCCAGUGUUUUGACGGUAUGCGAAACGUUGGAAUGGGGAUGUUUCCGGCUCAUCCAUUGUUUAAUGUCAGUGACGGCCGGUGCUGGACGAGCUAAUAAAUUACAAAAGGUCCAUCCUUGUCAAAUACCAGCAGCUGGUUAG
This is a messenger RNA of Daphnia carinata, 1419 nucleotides long. RefSeq names its product acid-sensing ion channel 2-like. Gene Ontology annotation, biological process: sodium ion transmembrane transport. The coding region runs from base 1 to 1419 and encodes 472 amino acids. Gene Ontology annotation, molecular function: ligand-gated sodium channel activity. The transcript is spliced from 9 exons. Lineage: Eukaryota; Metazoa; Arthropoda; Branchiopoda; Diplostraca; Daphniidae. The record is from RefSeq and is a predicted model, not a curated record. Gene Ontology annotation, cellular component: membrane.